AAGAAGCUUGCGGGCGAGGGUCGAGCGCUGGGAGCGCUGGGCGUGCCUGGCGUACGUCGCGACUGCUCCGGCGGCGGCGGUUUGCUGCUGUCUUGCUAUGGCGGCAAUGGUUGCAGAGGGGGGCAGCGUUGCUGCGGUUCCCGUAUCGAGCUCCCACAGCGAGCCGCUUGUAGGCGAAGGCACGGGAGCCGUGGGCGAUGAGAGGGACACGGGCACAAAAGGAGCGGAGGCCUUGGGGGACAGCGAGGAGGACGGGGAGGAUGUGUUCGAGGUGGAGAGAAUCCUGGACAUGAAGACCGAAGGGGGUAAAAUCCUUUACAAAGUUCGAUGGAAAGGAUAUACAUCAGAUGAUGAUACCUGGGAGCCUGAGGUUCAUCUUGAGGACUGUAAAGAAGUUCUUCUUGAAUUUAGGAAUAAAGUUGUGGAUAACAAAGCUAAACCAGUCAAGAAAGAGAUUCAGAGACUAUCCUUAAAUAAUGACAUAUUUGAGGCAAACUCUGAUAGUGAUCAGCAGAGUGAGACAAAAGAAGAUACUUCUCCAAAAAAGAAAAAGAAAAAAUUAAGGCAGAGAGAAGAGAAAAGCCCUGAUGAUCUGAAGAAGAAAAAAGCAAAGACUGGUAAACUAAAAGAGAAAUCGAAGCCAGACCUGGAGAGCUUUGAAAUUUCAGUUUUUGAUUUAAGGACAAAGAAAAGAAUUUCUGAAGCCAAAGAAGAAUUAAAGGAAUCCAAAAAGCCCAAAAAGGAUGAUAUAAAAGAAACUAAGGAAUUAAAGAAAAUUAAAAAGGGUGAAAUAAGAGAUUUUAAAAGUAAAAUAAAAGAAGAUUUCAAAGAAAACAGAAAAACAAAAAAAGACAAAUGUGUUGAAUUUCCAUUGGAAUCUGAAUCAGAUGUACUCAGUGACCCUCCCUUUCAUGAGGGGGACAGUGAGGAUGUACAGCCUGACAACAGAGAAGAGAAACUGAAGAUUAAAAGUGGAAAAGACAAAGCAGGGCCAGAUGGAGCUCAAGACGUUGUUCUAGAUAAACAGCUGGAUGGGUGUGGGAGUGCUGAUGAGGAUGCUGAUGUCAGAGGAAAGAGAAACAAAAAGAAACCCAGAAAGGCCGAGGAACUUAAAGAAAGCAAAAAGCUAGAAAACAAGAACCUUUCUUUAGAGAAGAAAAAUGCACAUAAAAAGCAAAGGAAUCAAGACAAAAGCAGAAAUACCACAGACUCAGAUAAUCUGACACAUGCAUCUUCCUAUACACAGAAGAGCUCAAGGCUGGGUGAGGAAGAGAGGGGCCUCUUAUCCACUGACUUGGCCAGGGAAGAAAAAGAGACCAAAAAAAAUGAACCCAAAGAAAAAUACCAGAAAAGGCAUGAUUUAGACAAGGAAGAAAAAGGCCGCAAAGAGCCAAAAGGAUUAAAGACAUUUAAGGAAAUUAGAAAUGCAUUUGAUUUCUUUAAAUUAACUCCAGAAGAAAAAAAUGAUUUUCCUGAGAAUAAUCAGAAAAGAGAAGAAAUACCACUGGAUUGUAAUUUCACAGAAGAUCACAAAGCUAAAGAAAACAAACAGGUACUUAAAGAAAGGAGAAACACAAGAGAUGAGACUGACACAUGGGCAUAUAUAGCUGCAGAGGGUGAUCAAGAAGUCCUCGAUGGUGCAUACCAAACAACUGAGAAUUCUGACAGCAGACAGCAGAUUUUGAGUCUGGGCAUGGACCUGCAACUGGAAUGGAUGAAAUUAGAAGAUUUUCAAAAGCAUCUAGAUGGGGAAGAUGAGAACUUUUCUGAAACAGUUGCCAUUCCUAGUACUUUGUUGAGGGAUGCUGUGAAAAAUGGGGAUUAUAUUACUGUGAAGAUUGCACUUAAUUCAAAUGAAGAAUAUAACCUGGACCAAGAGGAUUCAAGUGGGAUGACACUGUUGAUGCUGGCUGCAGCAGGAGGGCAGGAUGACCUGCUGAGGCUCCUCAUCAGAAAGGGAGCCAAAGUGAAUGGCAGACAGAAGAAUGGGACCACUGCACUCAUUCAUGCAGCUGAAAAGAACUUUUUAACUACAGUGGCUAUUCUUUUGGAAGCAGGAGCUUUUGUAAAUGUUCAACAGAGCAAUGGUGAGACUGCUUUAAUGAAGGCCUGUAAAAGAGGAAAUUCAGACAUUGUACGACUUGUCAUUGAAUGUGGAGCUGACUGCAAUAUUUUAUCAAAGCACCAAAAUAGCGCAAUGCAUUUUGCAAAGCAGUGUAACAACGUAUUGGUGUACGACUUGCUGAAGAAUCAUUUAGACACACUUUCAAGGGUAGCAGAAGAGACAAUAAAAGAUUACUUUGAAGCACGCCUUGCUCUACUAGAACCAGUUUUUCCAAUAGCAUGUCAUCGUCUCUGUGAAGGGCCAGAUUUUUCAAUGGAUUUCAAUUAUAAACCCCCACCGAACAUACCAGAAGGCUCUGGCAUCCUGCUGUUCAUUUUCCAUGCAAACUUUUUGGGUAAAGAUGUUAUUGCUCGGCUCUGUGGACCAUGUAGUGUACAAGCCGUAGUUUUAAAUGAUAAAUUUCAGCUACCUGUUUUUCUGGAUAGUCAUUUUGUUUACUCAUUCAACCCUGUUGCAGGCCUCAACAAACUCUUCAUAAGGUUAACAGAAGCACCCACCGCUAAGGUAAAACUGCUAAUAGGUGCGUACAGAGUGCAGCUACAAUGACCAAACAAUGAAUCAGGAUGGACUGGCUUUCAAACCUGUGCAUUGCUAAAUAUUCUGUUACAAGCAGUUUGGAAUUCUUGGCACUGCUAACACUUCCAGAUUUAAAGUUUCAUCUGUAAACCUCAUGCAGUUUAAGUCUCUUAAGAAUAGUGUGUUCUAUACAUCAUAAAAUACAGAAAUGUACGUCCUUUGUGCCAGUUUUCAAUAAUUAGUGUUGUGUCCAAACUGCGUAUUUCAGUUUUCCACAACGUGGAAUAGUACAUAGAGGGUCAAGAAAAUUUUUAGCUUGAAAUUUUCUACUACCCUAGGUGAAUCUGUGUCCCCAAGCAUGAAUUUGCCACCCUUGAAGUUUGAGGGAAGAGGUCUGAUCUAUUUCUAAUUUGCCCACACGUUCCAAGUUGGAGGUGACAACUUUGUAUGUUUCCAGUUAUCCCUUAUUUGAAGAGAAAAAGAAAGUAAGGAAUAGAAGAAAGUGUCCACCAAAACAAAGAUAUUCCCUUUUAGUGGCCCAAAAGGGAAUAUCCUUAUUUUGAACACUGGGAUGGUCAACUGAGCUAUGCCAGUGAGGCUCAUGUGGGGUUAUUGUUCCUACGGACUUUUCCAUAGGUCUGACUUUUGCAUUCUUUUAAGAAAUAUUUGGCAAACUAAUAAAUGAAACUCAGUAUGGACUAUGGAAAGGCAUAAAAUUUAUUUCUUGGUUAAUUUUAUGACUUCUAAUUUUAAUGAAAACGUUUCAGAAUAUCAUGUAUUAGAUCCAUCAUUGUUUACAAAUUAGAGAGCCAUUUUUACUUUACAUGCUAAAACUGCCCUUCUUGACAGUUUCCUCAAGAAAACACCACAGUGUUGGUCUUUCCAUUUUCUUUUGGUACCCACCUUGUUUUGAGAUGCAAUGUGUAUUAUAGAUUUUCAGCUAAAUGGUGGCUGGCGUUGGACUCCUUCAACUAGAUUGAAUUUUGUACUAGUACUGUAUGCAAAUUCAUAGCUUUCUAGAAAACAGUUAAUGAGAUUUGGGUUAGCAACAGUGCACAGAAAAGGAACACAUAUAAGAGAAAUGGGCUUUUUAAGAAAAUUUCCAUUAUGUCCAAAUCCUACCCUAAGAUAAUCCUACAACUGUACAAGAACAUAUUAAGUGAGCAUACACUAUUUGUCAGGAGGCAUGGCUUUCUAGGGUGGUAGAAAGCAAAUAGAGAAUCUGAGCACAAUUCCUUUAGGAGUUGAGGCAGAGAAAUAAGAAAGCUCUGUGAAGUCAGCAAGGGCAGAAUGUGAAAAUGGGCGAGUUAUUUUGACAAACAGGGAACAUAAAGGUUUAAAAUCAGUAAAACCUUGUCUGUGUCAGCUUCUACCUGCCUUGUGACAGGUAUGCUAGUAAACUGUGAACAGUGUGUAUUAGGAACAUGAGUCACACAGUUUUAAUACAGUUGUUUUGCUCAGAACUAGGGCUUCUCUAUAGCAGGUGAAGUACUUGUCCCUGAGUGGAAAGUGCUGAAAGUUCUGGUUUCUUAUAUGUACAAAGUGUGGAUAGUGAUUUCUCUGAAAAUCAAAGCAAUAUCCUUGUAUAAAAUAUGUAUGACACAGAACACAUACCUGAACUUAAUCUUGGACAUAAGCGAGCUCACGACUAAGCCAGUCAUCACAAAUGGGAGGCAUUACACUGUGGCCUGACUCCCUGAAAAGCAGUUAGUUCACAGCUUUUUGCUUCAGUUUUAUCUUGAAAAAGAAAAAGAAAAUCACUCCUCAGCCAUUACUCCUUUUCAGUACAUCAUACAUACGGACAUAUACUCAAGUUAAUCAGAUUAACUUCCUUACUGCACCAAUGUGGCUAUAAACAGCACAUUACAUUUGCAAUACCUCAUAACACUCACUAAAUGAUGAACUACAAUUAGAUGGGGGUUUGGUUUCAGUCCAGGAAUGUGAAAUUUUUCAAUUUCAUACAAUAUCUUCUCAAAUCACUCCCAUCUGAACUCUAAAUUUGUAGAAUUUAUUCAGGUGGGAUGUCAGGAGGUAGCAAUUUGAAACUCAGGUACUGCUUUGAGAACUUACUAUGAGAGGGCCUCAGAAAGCAUUUAUCAUGGAAGUCCAGUCUUUGAGUAAAAUCGGAAAGAAACAGAAAAGUACAAGGAGACGGCUCAGCACAGAGCAGAGAAGCAGAACACACAAGGUAGGGCAAAAGGAGGCUUAUCACUAGUGGUUCAUAGUGGAAAUGAUGCAGUGAAUAAUAACUACUAAUACAAGAAUAAAGUAGCAAGUGAAACAUGCUUUUGCCCAGCUCUAUAUACACCAAAAUAGCAGAGAGUGACUUAGGAAAUGAGAACUUUGAGAAUUUCAAUUUUCAUACAGUUAAUAUUGCAUAGCAUAAUACUGGUAAAACCCUGGAAUUAAAGUUCUAAAAUUUUAAAACUUUGCUCAGUUCAGAGGAUGAGUGAUGCGAUCCACCCUGUUUCUUCCAUCCUGUGCUGACCUGAAGGUACACUGCACCUUUCCCACCCAAUCUGGGAUCUCUAGGCCUGGCUUUUUGAUCUCCAUACGCAGGAGUCCUACUAGCAAUUAGGAAUUGUAAUGACAGUGAGGGUUCACAAUUCAAUCAGGAAAUAAUAAAACAAAACUGGGAAAUAGUUAUCUGUCCAUACCCCAGAGCUCCCACAAGACCCCUGGUUGGGAUCUAAACCUAAUAAUACCUGGCAUCAUUUCAACUUUUAAGAAUAUAAUUUCUAUUACUCUGCAACAUAUUAUCUCAGCCUUACUUAUAUGACCCAUUAUUUACUUUCCUUGGGCCAAGAUAAAUGCUUUAUAGCCAAAAUAGUUUUUCUCACAACAGUGCCAGAUUUUGUGAGUGGUCCAUUAUCUUGGGAACUGACCAAAAUUAGAGAUUGCAUGGGAUGGUGACCGUCCCUCCAAUGGUUCACUCUUAUUUGUAGGCUGCUACCCUAAUAUUUUCUAAGAUUAACCAGCAAGACCAUACAAAGAGUAGGUACAUAUCUUUAAAAUAAAACGAACUGGAAUAAAACAAACUGAGUGAAAAUGUAAUAUUUGUGCUAUUCCAGAUAUCUUUGAACCAGUCUGUGAGGCCUCCUUUUUUAAGUAUCAAGUGUUACUGCUCAUAUAUCCAUACACUACUUAUAUGGAGUAAUAAACUCAAAAAUGAAAUACAA
This is a messenger RNA of Phyllostomus hastatus (greater spear-nosed bat), 5820 nucleotides long. RefSeq names its product M-phase phosphoprotein 8 (gene MPHOSPH8). Gene Ontology annotation, cellular component: nucleus; cytoplasm. Lineage: Eukaryota; Metazoa; Chordata; Mammalia; Chiroptera; Phyllostomidae. The transcript is spliced from 14 exons. The record is from RefSeq and is a predicted model, not a curated record. Gene Ontology annotation, molecular function: protein binding. Bases 98 to 2671 code for a protein of 857 amino acids.